AUGUCGUUCUUUCACGCACUUCAGUCCCUGGUUUUUUACGUGGCCGCUUGCUCGCCAUGCCAUCAGACAUUACAUCAGCGUCGCCUCAAGAAAGAGGCUAGAAGGCAGCGUGAGGCACAACAGUUGGAACACGCUAUACCGGGGGGUUACAAUCAGCCAGAACCUUUCAAGACCAACCCUUACUGGUCAGAAGAGAUCAGCAUGGGGCCGCAUCUUGAGCGCAAGAAAUACAGAAAUCCCAGCCAACGACGCUUGGCCAGUUCUGGCGGUGAAUCUGUCAGCGUUGGUGGUAGUAGUAUUGCUGUAAAUCACACCUCGAAUACUAUCACCACCACCACUACAAAGUCGGUAUCCCUGACAAGUCAUAUCCUCGUUGUAACCUCUGGUACUGACAGUACGAACAGUGACACUAUCUCUCGAGCAAAGGAAAACGAGAAGCCUAAUGCGAGCAUUGGUGGGGUAAGCGUUGUUACCAUCACCAACCUGGAUGCUUCGUCGCGUAGAAGUGAGAGUGGGUAUGAAUUAUCUCCUGUCACAACAACUGACAUCCCGCAUGAUUGGAAUCAUAGGCGCUAUCAGAGAGAGGAUGAAGAGCUAUGGGGAUCAGAGCUGUCUCGAACUGGCCACAAGCUGAUGGAUGCGAUUAAGCACGCGGGAUCAUCAGCUGGUCGCUUCCUCGAAUCGAGCUUAAAUAAGGAUGCCAGACAACUCAGCGAUGACGAGGAUGAAGGAAGCCGCUAUUUUCUCCCUGUUAACCCGCCAGUUAAUGAUUAUCACCCGCCCAUUGUGCGACGACACGACCUCAAGGGCACUGUUCGAUGGAUGGUACAACCACCACCUCCAGCUAAACUCAUGGAGGGGAAAGUUCCAGUGAGUCGCGGCAGUUCGAUAGCAAGCCGACAUACCACCGCAAGCCGGCGUACCGCAACAUGGGAUAGAUCUAUGGAUGGGGGUAUGCCAGUCAGUCGCGGUAGCUCGACAAGUAAUUUAAGCCGGCACCCUACACACUCUAACAAAGUAAUUGACGGUGUUCCUGUCUAUGGCAGCUCGGCGAACGAUCUAAGCUUAUACACCACACCGGAGGAUGACAGGAAAGCAGAGGAUACGGCUGUCGAGAUAAAAUUAUAGCGACAGCUCCGUUAUGCACGAAGUCUACCAAGAAAUUGAUGGUAGUUGCGAGAAUGUCGCCAUGAGUCAUUGUCACCAAUCAGGGUCCGAACGAUAGGUGUUCUACCUUCUUAUAACGCCUGAAGUAUUCGGGAAGCCACCAAAGAUGCCAAGGGAUCACAUAUCCACUCUGUCUGGGUUCGAGAAUGAGCAGCAGAUAGGAUGAUGCGAUUGAUGCUAUACUGGAAGCUACCAGUGAGUAGUUCCGAGCUACAGAUUACGCAGCUUUG
Messenger RNA from Xylaria bambusicola, 1397 nucleotides. RefSeq lists its product as uncharacterized. The record is from RefSeq and is a predicted model, not a curated record. Bases 1 to 1128 code for a protein of 375 amino acids. The transcript is spliced from 3 exons. Lineage: Eukaryota; Fungi; Ascomycota; Sordariomycetes; Xylariales; Xylariaceae.